Molecule: messenger RNA, 1523 nt
Organism: Cucurbita maxima (winter squash)
Lineage: Eukaryota; Viridiplantae; Streptophyta; Magnoliopsida; Cucurbitales; Cucurbitaceae
Product: putative oxidoreductase TDA3
Exons: 2
Coding region: 39-1316 (425 amino acids)
Cellular component (GO): cytoplasm
Molecular function (GO): oxidoreductase activity
Source: RefSeq, a predicted model, not a curated record
GCCCAAGUAAAGAAUUUGGGAGAGUAGUAUUGGCAGAAAUGGCACUGACAGUUUCAGCGUCAUCGUUCUCUCCGUUUCUUCGUUCGAUCCCGAACUCUAGGCCUUCCACCUUUGCGUUGAUUAGAUCCUCUUAUUCUCCCGCAGCGUCGCCGUCGUUGAUGGAGAUGGAAACCAGAAAAGUAGUCGUUUGCGGCGGAGGAGUGAUCGGAGUCUGCACCGCGUACUUUUUAGCCAAGAAAGGGGCGGCAGUCACUCUCGUCGAGAAAUCCGCCAUCGCAUGCGCUGCCUCGGGCAAGGCCGGCGGCUUCCUCGCCCUCGACUGGUGCGACGGCGGACCCCUGUCCACUCUCGCUCGCGCAAGCUUUAAUCUCCACCGCUCUCUUUCACAGGAGCUCGAUGGCCCUAAAUCGUACGGUUACAGAGCCCUAACCACUCUCAGCCUUACGAUUUCCGAAUCGCAAAACCCUUCCACUCCCUCUACUUCCACUUCUAAAUCCACCGGCGACUCCGCCGUACCUCCGUGGGUCGACGGCCCCGCUCGGAAUACGAGAACCAUCGGAAAUACGGAAACGACGGCACAAGUGCACCCGCAGCUCUUCACUCGGACCCUCAUAUCCAAUGCAAUCGAAAAUUACGGCGUGGAGGUUGUGACCGGGAAAUUGCAGAGGAUUACGUCGGAGGGCGGAAAAGUUGAAUCGGCGGUGCUUGAGGACGGCCGAGUAAUUUACGCUGAUGCGGUGGUUCUGGCAUUGGGACCGUGGUCUGGGAAAUUCGAGGCGGUAUCGUCGCUGUUUAGAGUGUACGGCCUCAAAGCGCACAGCAUAAUUUUGGAACCUAAAGAUCCUGAAGCCAUUACUCCGCAUGCUCUGUUUCUGGGUUACUAUCCAGCCCAGGGAGGAAAACCCUUAGACCCGGAGGUGUAUCCUCGUCCCACUGGGGAGGUGUACGUGUGCGGGAUGUCGGCGGUGGAGGAAGUGCCGGAGGAUCCAGAGGAAAUCGCAGCCAAUCCAGAAUCGAUAAGCGUUCUAAAGAGGGUUGCGAAGACUGUGUCGAGCCGAUUGGGGGAAGGGGAGGCGGAUUUGAAGGCAGAGCAGGCAUGCUUCUUGCCAUGCACGGAUGAUGAUUUGCCGGUGAUCGGCGAGCUUCCGGGGACAAAAGGGUGUUAUGUGGCGACUGGUCACAGUUGUUGGGGAAUUUUGAAUGGGCCUGCAACUGGGGCGGCCAUGGCUGAGCUUGUUUUGGAUGGAGAAUCCGCCAUUGUCGAUCUUAGUCGAUUCAGUCCAGCGAGGUUUGUGGGACAAAGAAGGAAACAUUGAUAAUGAAGGAGCAGGUUUGGGUGAUGGGGGAUUGUCUCAGUUUCUUCCGUUCUCUUGAAUCUCUUUGAAGCUAUUCUGUAUGUGAAGGUUCAUGGAAUGCAAAUUCCAUUGUACAGCACUUCAAGUCCAUGCCUUACUUUUCAUUUUUCGUUGAUUUUGUUUAAUAAAACACUCUUGGUUUGGUAAUUCACCAUUUAUUUUGUCUUU